Messenger RNA from Oxyura jamaicensis (ruddy duck), 567 nucleotides. RefSeq names its product crumbs cell polarity complex component 3 (gene CRB3). The transcript has a single exon. The record is from RefSeq and is a predicted model, not a curated record. NCBI's taxonomy places the organism in Eukaryota, Metazoa, Chordata, Aves, Anseriformes, Anatidae. The annotation marks the transcript as partial.
CAGCCGGUGACCGAGGUGGUGCUGACGGUGGUCCUGGGGGGCCUGGGGGCCUUCGGCCUCGUGGCGCUCCUCAUCUUCGUGGCCCUGCGCCUGCGCGAGAAGCGCCGCACCGAGGGCUCGUACCGGCCCAGCCGCGAGGAGCAGGCGGGGGCCCGCGGCCCCCCCGCCGCCCCCCCCCUGCGCCUGCCCCCCGAGGAGCGCCUCACCGGACGGCCACGGGGGGAAGGGGCGUCCUGGUGCGAGGGGCGUCCUUGUGCGAGGGGCGUCCUCGUGCGAAGGGGCGUCCUCGUGCAAGGGUCGUCCUCGUGCGAGGGGCGUCCUCGUGCGAGGGCCGUCCUCGUGCAAGGGUUGUCCUCGUGCAAGGGUUGUCCUCGUGCGAGGGUCGUCCUCGUGCAAGGGUCAUCCUCGUGCAAGGGGCGUCCUCGUGCAAGGGCCAUCCUCGUGCGAGGGGCGUCCUCGUGCGAGGGGCAUCCUCAUGUGAGGGUCAUCCUUGUGCAAGGCUUGCCCUCGUGCAAAGUUCAUCCUCGUGCAAGGCUCGUCCUCAUGCAAGGCUUGUCCUCGUGCGAG